Messenger RNA from Heteronotia binoei (common prickly gecko), 612 nucleotides. It is a transcript of the gene SPMIP1, whose product is annotated as sperm microtubule inner protein 1. Bases 17 to 571 code for a protein of 184 amino acids. NCBI's taxonomy places the organism in Eukaryota, Metazoa, Chordata, Lepidosauria, Squamata, Gekkonidae. The transcript has 2 exons. The record is from RefSeq and is a predicted model, not a curated record.
UUCUCCCCGCCCAAGCAUGGCUCGGCCACUGAACAUGGACAGCUUGCAGCAGAACUUCUGGAAGGAAGAAUACCUCAAGGAAAUCAUGCUGCGCUUCGGCUGGCACCAGAAGUACGGGGCCCUGGUCAAGGCCAAGCAGGAGCGCCAACGCGAGCGGCGCAAGAAGGCGGUGGACACCACCCUCAAGCUCCCCUCGGUGAAGGCCCCGCGCCCCGAGAGACCCAAGAGCCCUCCCCGUCCUGCCGAGCCCCCAAAGGUGCGUGACCUGAUGGGGGUGGACGAAAUGGUUCUGAAGAACGAGAUGAAGCCGGCUCCCCGGGAGGUGCGGGCCCUGCUGUACCAGGGCAUCUCUCACGAGGACGAGGGGCGCUACCACUACCUGCACACCCGCGCCCUCCUCCGGCCGGAGGACAAGUACACCUUUCCCAUCACCACCAACUUCUGCUAUGGCUGGCAGAUGGGGAACAUGGCCUCCUCCUAUGUGGCCCCCGAACCCAAGUGCCGCAUCGAGAGCUUCUUCCGCAAGAAUGGUGCCUUCUCCCUGCUGGACCCCCGGGACGUGGCCCUCUGAGCAAGGCGUUGCUCUUGUGUCUGCGUCCGUAAACAAGAUCU